AUGUUGGGUUUCUCUAAAUUUGCCGCUCGCAGCGGCGUCGCCAGAAGGGCGUUUUCCACUUCCCCCCGCAUUUGCCAACAAGCUAGCUUGAACGCCAAGCCUUCGUUUGUCAGAAGAGCUGGUAAGUUCGCGCUGCGCGCGACUUUGGGUUCCGUGCUCGUCGGUACCGCCUACGUCUCCUACAAGUUGUACCGUGAGUCCAACCCGGCUCCCCAGAAGCCUCAGGCUGCCACUUUCGACAACGGUUCUCCAAGAAAGACGCUGGUCAUCUUGGGUUCCGGUUGGGGCUCCGUCUCCCUGUUGAAAAACCUCGACACCACCCUCUACAACGUGGUGGUCGUCUCUCCAAGAAACUACUUCCUGUUCACCCCUCUGUUGCCCUCCACCCCUGUCGGAACUAUCGAAUUGAAGUCCAUCGUCGAGCCCGUUAGAAGCAUCGCCAGAAGAUCUCCCGGUGAGGUGAUCUACUACGAAGCCGAAGCUACCGACAUCGACCCAACCGAAAAGACCUUGAAGAUCAAAUCCAUCAGCAAGGACGACACCGAAAUGGACUUGAAGUACGACUACUUGGUCGUUGGUGUAGGUGCUCAACCAACCACCUUCGGUAUCCCAGGUGUCUUCGAAAACGCUUCUUUCUUGAAGGAAAUCCCAGAUGCCCAAGAGAUCAGAAUCAAGAUGAUGAACAACAUCGAAAAGGCCGCCAGCUUGUCUCCUAACGACCCAGAAAGAAAGAGAUUGUUGAACUUUGUUGUUGUCGGCGGUGGUCCAACCGGUGUCGAAUUCGCCGCAGAGUUGCAAGACUACAUCGACCAGGACUUGUCUAAGUGGAUGCCUGUUUUGUCCAAGGAGCUAAAGGUCACUUUGGUUGAGGCUUUGCCAAACAUCUUGAACAUGUUCGACAAGACCCUUGUCGAAUACGCGCAGGACUUGUUCAAGCAAGAAAAAAUCGAUUUGAAACUAAAGACCAUGGUAAAGAACGUCACUCCAACCACCAUCACUGCCAAAAGCGGUGACAACCUCGAAGAGAUCCCUUACGGUAUUCUAGUGUGGGCCACCGGUAAUGCGCCAAGAGAUGUCACCAAAAAACUGAUGGGAAAGAUGGAAUCUCAAAACUCCAGACGUGGUUUGCUAAUCAACGACAAAUUGCAAUUGCUAGGUGCCGAGGACUCUGUCUGGGCCGUUGGUGACUGUACUUUCUACCCUGGUUUGUUCCCAACCGCUCAAGUCGCUCACCAAGAAGGUGAAUACUUGGCUUCCGUCUUGAGAAAACAAUACAAGAUCGAUCAAUUGAAGUGGCAAAUGGUUCAAAACUCCAACGCAUCUGAAACCGCCAAGGUCAAGGCCAAGGUUGACAAGUUGCAAGGACAAAUCAAGCCUUUCAAGUAUAACCACCAAGGUGCGUUGGCUUACAUUGGUUCAGAAAAAGCCAUUGCUGAUCUAGCCAUUGGUGAAUCCAAGUACCAAUUGGCUGGUUCCUGGACAUUUUUGUUCUGGAAGUCCGCCUACCUGGGCAUGUGUCUUUCUUUCAGAAACAGAAUCCUUGUCGCCUUAGACUGGGCCAAGGUUUCUUUCUUUGGAAGAGACUCCUCCGUGUAA
Lachancea fermentati is the source of this 1596-nucleotide messenger RNA. Lineage: Eukaryota; Fungi; Ascomycota; Saccharomycetes; Saccharomycetales; Saccharomycetaceae. The record is from the annotation of a GenBank genome assembly.